AAGAAACUAAAACUCUUGUAGAGUUGCUUGUAAAUGAAAAUAAAAAGAAACGACCAAAGUAUAUGUUUCCUGUAUUGGCCCCAACAAACUUCUGCUUGCUGAAGAAUAUUAUUGAAGAAAAACAAAACGCUAAUCAUCGGAUAUCUGAAUUACUUAAAUUAUUUCCAAGUUUAUCGGUUGUUAAAUUUCAAGACUUUUUAGCUCAUUUGAAACACUUUGAACUGUUGGAGGAGGGAACUUUCGGAACUAUUUAUAUUGUGACGGAGUCCACUUCCCAUGUGGACUCCGUUGCAAAAAUAUUUAAAAGUUCUUGUCAAACCGAAGUUCGUUUUAAUGAGAUCAAAGUUUUGACAAUGCUUCAGGGCAUUCCAGCCGUCCCUGAUUUGCUGCAUGUGCUUGAAGAAAAUUCUUCGAUGGGCGAUUCCACCAAUGAAAUUCACGGUUACGUUAUAGAAAAGUUUGAUUGCACUCUACAAGAAUAUGCGCGUCACAACUUAUCAGCCCCGCAAAUUUAUGAGGUUGUCUAUAAACUGAAUUCUGGAUUGAAGGAAUUUCAUUCGCGCAGGCUCGCCCACUUGGACUUGUGCGAUAGAAAUGUAAUGAUUCUGGUGAGCGAAAUUCCUUCUGUGAAAAUUAUCGAUUACGCGGCGGCUGUGUGUUUUCCUGCUACUAAUAAACUUUACCUUCCGACCAACACGGCAAAGUUAAACUAUCGACCCCCGGAAAUUUUUACUGAGACUACUCGGAAAGCGAAUGUUAAGAAAGUUGACGUUGAUCCCACAAAAAUAGACGUUUGGGGAUUGUCAGUACUAAUUAUGGAACUCUUAAACAGAGGGAUGAAAGCGUGGAGCGGCCAGUUUGAUGCUUCUCUUCUCCACGAAGUUAUAUCUGAUGCUGUUCUUAUAGAAAAACAUAUAAUAAACGUUGGAGGGCCUCGCUGGCAGCAUUUGCUACGUAAAGGCCUUGAGGUGCACCCAAAUAAUCGUUGGUCCUGCGAAGAAAUCGAGACGUUCUUAAUUAAAAAUAAACGAGCUUUAAUAUCAGAACUCGAAACUCUUCCAAAAACAAGAGGAAGAAGAAGAAAACUGGGCCUCGUGAAGAACAGUUGCCCGUUCGAAUACAACUUUUCGAGCACUCAAGAGCUCGCCUGCGAGAAAAGGAGAACCACACGUGCCUCUCUCGCUAAUAAUUUUAAUAGUGGAAGCGAUAAUAAUAAUUAUUAUUAUAAUAGUGGUUGUAAUGGUAAUAAUAGUUAUACUCUACGAGAGAGUCACGUGUCUACCCGUUACGCUCACGCGCAUUGUCCUUAUCCGUCCACCAACCAAGAGAAGACGUGCGAGUAUUUGUUUCAUCAGCAGCAACCUGAUUCGUUUAUCAGCAAAUGUACCAGACCUCCUCUGUCCAAUAAGAGCCAGGAAUACCCUCCUGAGAAUUUCCGUAGAUAUCCUUACAAUUCCCCAGCGCCGUCUAAGCAUCCGCCAUCACCGCGGACGUUGAAAAAGUUUCCCGUUCACCCCCCCGUCGACUCCCACAUGUUUCUGGAUUCGCAAGAAAAACUUCCUGAUGGCUCUUCUUACUCUUUUCACCAAUCACAUUUCGUUCCUUUUCUUUCGUCUUAUAAGUACGACUUCAAAAUCCAACGACGUUCUUCUCCGCCCGGUCAUCUUUACUCACUUAACCCCUACAACUAUUAUAUGCCCCGCGCACCUACCUGCCCUCGUUAUUACCCUCCCCCCCCCUCCCCGCGGGCGGCUACUCCUCAUGAGUGUCCACCCUGUCCUCACUCCUGUCAUCAUCACCCGCCUGAGCGUCCGUUUUUCCGCCCCUCCGAAGAGUAUAGCCAAUAUACUGCUCCUUAUAUACCAGGCCGCUUAGAAAAAAGUAAGUUUGUAUAUUCCUCGCGUCCUGAAAACUUUACUUAUUGUGAUCCACCUCGCGACACUAAACCAUCCGUUGUUCCCGAUUAUUACUAUCCCUUUUCCGGUGUUCCGCUUCAGAAUGGAAACAAGAAACCAAUGCAGCAUUCGAGAAAUGCUAAUGAAAAUAAUCAUGAACGCGUUUAUUAUAAUAGUUUUUCUACCAAUCGCACCGAUAAACUUUGUGAACCGUUAAAGGCUCUCUACAAAAGUUCUAGAGAUUUUACUUUUAAGCAUCACUCGCUUGACAAAAAUAUUAGAAAAAGUAAUGAUAAAGUUUAUCAAACAAACGAUUUAAGUUAUAAUAAUAGUAAUAUUGAUAAUGAGAAUAAUGAUAGUAUCGAUGGUAAAGCGCUUAAUAGCAAACACAAUAGUUUUGUUGAUGGUAAUGAUAAUGAAAAUUAUAAUAACAAUAACGGCUUCGAUUAUAAUACUUGUACUAGUAAUAAUGUUCAUAAAGAUGAGGACAACCUAGAAAUUAACAAAGUGAAUGAAAGUAAAUUGACUCCAUUACAAGAAAGUUUACCUUUAAAUUCUGUUACUCACGAUGUUGUUGUUAAUAAGUGUAGCCCUGUUUUAACAAAGAUUCCUGAAAUUAUAAAAGAGCGUCAUCUUGAAGAUGAAGAAAAAAUGCCAACGGAAAAACUUAAUUAG
Molecule: messenger RNA, 2570 nt
Organism: Zophobas morio
Lineage: Eukaryota; Metazoa; Arthropoda; Insecta; Coleoptera; Tenebrionidae
Exons: 11
Coding region: 63-2570 (835 amino acids)
Biological process (GO): peptidyl-serine phosphorylation; regulation of cell cycle; peptidyl-threonine phosphorylation
Cellular component (GO): protein kinase CK2 complex; cytosol; nucleus
Molecular function (GO): protein serine/threonine kinase activity; ATP binding
Source: RefSeq, a predicted model, not a curated record